This is a messenger RNA of Parastagonospora nodorum SN15, 915 nucleotides long. RefSeq lists its product as hypothetical. Gene Ontology annotation, cellular component: cytoplasm. Gene Ontology annotation, molecular function: oxidoreductase activity. NCBI's taxonomy places the organism in Eukaryota, Fungi, Ascomycota, Dothideomycetes, Pleosporales, Phaeosphaeriaceae. Bases 1 to 915 code for a protein of 304 amino acids. The transcript has a single exon. The record is from RefSeq and is a predicted model, not a curated record.
AUGGAUAACGAGGCGGCUACAUGGAAGAGAUUGGUAGCAUAUGUGGAGGAGAAUAAGGUGGAUUGUGAUCUGUGGGUCGGUGACACACUUGAUGUACCCGUGGAUGAAGAGGUCGCCAAAGCCCUAAAAGAGAUGUUUGAGAGAUACCAAAGAGCUGGCGGGAAGACAGACCAUAUCAAGGUCACAAACGAUCCCAAAGAAGCGGCUAGAUUAUCAAAGAUCAAAUCUGCCAAAGCGUGCUACGCGUGGAAGGCGUCUACGUUGCAGCCCUGGAAGCUCACAGCACACAUAAUGCGAGACAAUAUCGAGAAGGGCACAAAUCUGCAAACGCAUACGAUGGUAAAGACAGUUUCCAAGAGCGAGACCGGUUCACGAAAGUGGACUGUCCAUACAGAACGUGGAGAUAUUGCAUGCGACACAGUCGUCCAUGCUACGAACGGGUACAGUGCCGCGCUAGAGCCUUCACUGCAAGGGAUAAUCACACCGAAACCACACAUAUGUGAUCAAUUUGUGCCCCCGCGCUCGCUGUGUGGCUCAGAAGCUCUGCAAAACUCGUACGGCGUGCUGCUACCCAACGGAGGUUUCUUUAGUAUCAACUCGCGCUGUACUUCAGACGGCAACAUCAUGUUUGGUGGUUCAAAUCCAGGGCAAAAAAAGCUGGACGAAUGGGCUAAGCAAAGCUCUGAGCGUUGCGUCGACGAUAGCCUUGCGAAUCUCGAAUCGGUUACGAAAGAGGCACGAUCGUUCGUUGAAAGCGAGUUGCUCAGUGAAGAAAAGGCUGAAUACGGGCCCGGGGAAGGCUUUCAGUAUAGCUGGAGUGGUAUCAUCGGUUUGAGCGCUGAUGGCGUGCCGUUUGUUGGUGAGCUGCCAGGCAAGCCAGGACAGUGGAUAUGUGCUGGACAUCAUGGACAGUGA